Molecule: messenger RNA, 2553 nt
Organism: Rhizopus microsporus ATCC 52813
Lineage: Eukaryota; Fungi; Mucoromycota; Mucoromycetes; Mucorales; Rhizopodaceae
Exons: 20
Biological process (GO): potassium ion transport
Cellular component (GO): membrane
Source: RefSeq, a predicted model, not a curated record
AUGAGCUUGGAGAGAAGUGAAGAGGAUCUACUAAAAGAUAUUGAACAAGGGCAAGGAUAUGGAGCUACUCAUCAAACAACUUCGUCUUCUCAAAUAUCUGAGAGUAUCACAAGUAGAAAAAGAUAUCGCAUGCAACAAAGACAGUGUAGACCAAAGAUGCUAGUUGAUUGUUUCCAUCCGAGUGAUAAAUCAUUGAACAAAGCAAGACUUUCACCGGACCUUGUUUUACCCGCACUUGAUCCAAGUGCCAAAGAAGUCAUUGAGUCAAAAAAGUCAAGGCAUUCUUUUCCAAGACAAUCUCGUGUUAAUCUCAGCACUGUUAGAGCAAAAUAUAGAAAUCAAAAGAGACUAGCGAGAUACUACGCACAGAACCAAUCUUUAAGAGAGAACAUCAAAUAUUUUCUAGAGUUCAAUCCUUAUAUCACAAGAAUUAAAAAUAUAUUAUUUGCAAAAAAGACAAUCAUACUCUUUGUACAUUUAGAUCUCUUAGUUGAUUUGUUAUUUUGUUUAGCAUACCUUGUGGAGAUGAAAGAAGAAAAUACUCUUGACUUGGAGCCGCCAUGGAUGUAUGGUUAUCGAUCAUACAACUUGUGGAUUACAUGUCUUGUAUUUGCAUACUGGGACUUGUGUUCAUUUAUCAUCAGAUUCUUUAUCACGAUGCACCCAAUGUCAGUCAUUUUCAGUUUUCGAUGUCUUAUUGAGCUAUUAACAACGAUACCAUUCCUGAUAUCGGUGUAUAUCCCGAAUGGGCAGUUCUUAUAUGUGCCUUACUUUGUUCGAAGCUGGGUUUUGCUAUUAAGAAUCAAGAGCGUCAUGAAGAUUAAAGUUAAUCUACAAAUAACAGAUAGGCCUAGUGAUCCGUUGAGUACCAAGCUGAUCCACCUUGUCAGCACUUUAAUUGUACUGCUGUAUAAUGGCACAUGUGCAUUUCAAUAUACAGAAGCUACUUAUGGACAUGAAAGCUAUACUAUAUUAGACUCCUUAUAUGUUGUCAUGGUCACUCUUUCAACUGUAGGAUAUGGAGACAUCACACCAGAUAACCAAUGGAGUCGCGUUGUUAUGAUGUUGCUGAUUGUAAUCGCGCUGGUCGUACUUCCUGGGCUCAUCAGUGACGUAUGUGAUACCCUACAGAAAAGAAAAGAGGGAGAAGGCCAUGUCAGCAAAGGAUCUACGCCAUUUAUUCUUAUUGUUGGAUCAUUUAAAUUUGAUCAAGUGGUUGAAAUCCUUGAUGGCUUUCUAAACAAAGAAAGCGUUCAAUUUCAUCUCAAUGUCGUAUUUCUCGAUAUCAAUAAACCCACUGAGCAGUUAAAAAUGAUGGAACGCAACUCAAUCUGGGGACAUCGUGUUCAAUUCCUUCAUGGUUCUGUUCUGGACGAGAAAACGCUGUUACGUGUAAACGCACGAUACGCAGCAGCCAUUUUCACAUUAUCAGAUCAAAAUGCACCAAAUCCCUCAAAAGAAGAUGAGCGGAAUACAGUUCGAUUAUGGUCACUUUACUGCCACACAAAGGUUGCAAAGGAGAUCAUAUGUGUAAGAGAGUUUAAGCAGUAUCUCUUGGCUAUGAAUUGUCGCUGUAGAGGAGCAUCAACACUACUAACCAACCUGUUACAUCAGAGACAGCCCAUCAAUAAUUAUGAUGAAGGAUGGCAAGCACAGUUUGAUGACGGCUCGUGUAAUGAAAUAUAUACAGGUAAUGCACCUGUCUGCGUACGUGGCAUAAGCUUUGGUCAAGCAUCAUUAUACUUAUUUGAGGAAGCCCAAGUCAUUUUGUUUGCUGUUAAAACGUUUUUACACUCAAAAAACGAGUAUGAAAUUCUGCUAAAUCCAAGUAAUUCAUAUAUCAUUAAGGACAAAGAUGUUUGUGUCUAUAUCGCAGAAGGUCCUAGGGAAAUUCGUGAUCUGGAGGAUCUGCCACCACCAAGGAGAUUUUAUAUUGCAGAUAAUGUGCCAGUCAUCAGAAAGAAACCCUUUGAAAUGAAUUCAGCAAACAUUGGCGGCUGGUCACCUUCACAGCCCGUGGAGUACUGUUCAUUUGCUUCAGGGAAAACUCACUAUUUCACAAUAGCCAAGUUGCCAUCUAAUAGGCAUGCUAUCCUUACUGGUAGUCGAGCACUCAUUAAGCGGAUAGGCACCCGUGCGCCUUCUGCUGUAUAUAUGAGUGAAGAAACUGAUACAUCUGUACCUCUCUGUUACUCACUCACUGAGCCAUUGCAGUUGGAAGACAUCACUCUGAACUCGGCACAGGGUAUGACUGGACAUAUCCUAGUUUGUUUGCAUCGAGAAGCAAUCAAUAUGUUUAAAUUUAUCUAUAACCUGCGUUCUCCUCAUAUCAAACCAGAUAGUCUGCAAGAUAUCGUUUUACUCUGCCCAAACAAGCCUUCUCAAAAAGUAUUUCAACUCAUUAAUACUUUUCCUAGAGUGUACUUUAUUGAAGGUAAUUGCAGACAGCCAGAGGAUUUGGUAAAAGCAGGAGCAAAGACAGCAAAACAAAUCGUUGUUAUGAGCGAAAAGGAAUGUCUGGACGAGUAUGAGCGUAAUUCAGAUAGUCCUGCA